Molecule: messenger RNA, 441 nt
Organism: Menidia menidia (Atlantic silverside)
Lineage: Eukaryota; Metazoa; Chordata; Actinopteri; Atheriniformes; Atherinopsidae
Source: the annotation of a GenBank genome assembly
CUGGAGGAGAAGCACGGCGUGCACUGCAACAUGACGCUGCUCUUCUCCUUUGCUCAGGCCGUGGCCUGCGCCGAGGCCAAAGUGACGCUCAUCUCUCCCUUCGUGGGUCGAAUCCUCGACUGGUACAAGGAGAACACCGACCGGAAAACCUACGAGCCCCAGGAAGACCCAGGUGUGAUCAGCGUCACUAAGAUCUAUAACUAUUAUAAGAAGUUCGGCUACAGCACGGUGGUGAUGGGGGCCUCCUUCAGGAACUCGGGGCAGGUGAAGGCUCUGGCCGGCUGCGAUCUGCUCACCAUCUCCCCCGCCCUACUGGCCGAGCUCAGCCAGGACCACGCCGCCGUCGCCAUGGCGCUGAGCAAGGACAAAGGUGACCAAUUACAGAUCUGGUCGUUUAGGUUUGAGGUUUUCUAUGUUGUAUUGUUUAUGUCCGAAUGUUAG